UACUUAUUAUUUAUUUUACAAUACAUUUUUUAGAUAGAUGUUUAAAUUUUUUUCAUUGAAUUGGAGGCUUGUCGAUGGUUGAUAAUACUUUUGACGGAGAACAAGUUGUAGAACAAAGGCCACCCUUAAACACGCAUGACGUAUAUAGAUGCAUUCAAAUUCUGAUAUAUGUAUUAAACGAUACCAAGAUUGAUUAUACUACUUUAACCUUUUACCGUAUAUAUAUCGUUAUUUAUAUACACUGGGGUUGUGUAUUUAUAGUAAGAUAGCUUUUCUAUGUCCAUACAGAAAACGGCUUGUUGAGCAAAGUAAAGUGGUCGACCUCAUGCUUUCCCGUAACGACCGGCUUUAGAUAUUACUCUUUUUUUGCAAUUUAUUUGUAGUUUUUACGGAAUACGAGCGAUAGCUUUCUCUACAUCACCUCUGCUUCAAAACCUAAAAGAAAAGGAAGAAAGAAAAGAAAAGUAAGACAUGAAACAAAGUGAAAGAUUGUUCGGAUUUUCAGAAAAGAUAUCAUCUCCUUUUGUUAAAAGCAGGAACGUGAAUAUAAUUCAUUGUCGUUCUAUAAAUCUUCUUUUUAGACCCUGGAAAAAUAGUGAUACAAUUCAAUAAAUUCAUAAAAACUACAUUAGUUUUUAUAUGGAGAUAUAUACACUACAUUAGUUUUUAUAUGGAGAUAUAUAUAUAUAUAUAUAUAUAUAUAUAUAUAUAAGAUGUUAUUUCUAUAAAAUUUUAAUUUAACUAUCUGGAUAAAUACCGUGAUUGUCAUUUGAUAUAUAUUUGCAGUGUCCUCUAGCAAGAUUUUAUAAACAAUUAUUUGGGUUACAGUUCAUUUUGUUGUAGUUGAAAAAUUUGAUAAUUUACUUUAUACACUCCAUCAAUGUAUUUCGUGUUUUGGAGUUGACACCAAUUGCUACUAUUAAAAAAGAUCCACAAAAAAUUUUGUUACCCAUACACCAUUUGAAUUAUGUGAAAACGGACCUAAAAAGCAAAGAAAAAAAUAGUGGGAGGUUAAGGAAUCUUUUUCUGCCUCCCAUCUUUUUUCACUGUGGGGUUAAAAAUCACUUCUUUUCAUGCGAGACCAACUUUUAUUUAUAUAUUUUUACCUCUGCACUUUAUCUUUUCUUUUUACCUCUUUAAACACACACACACACUCUCACAAUCACAGCCCCCUCUCAUCUCCUUCAUCUUCAUCAAGCUCAUGGACUUCGAUUCCUCAGGCAAAGAAGCUAGUGAGGAGGAGACAAUUUUGAUGGAAUACGAUGAAGAAAACAACCAGCUCGACAUAGAAUUUUGUCCGGUUGAGCAUCCGGUUGAACCGGAAGAAGAAGAUCGCCCGGUUAAGUGUCCCGUACCAAUCUCAUCUUCUCUCAUCCACAACUCAACCGAGAAACCAAAACCGGGUUGGGUUAAACACAGAGCCAGCUGUGACACUCCGGUUUAUCCAACGCCACGUCAUGUCCGUAACGUAAGGAAGAGACACAACUCGUUCGUCGAAGAGAAGAAAAGUUUCUUCACGAGAUCUAUGAUUCCGACAUCGACUCUUCGGUCUCAUGAUGAAGAAAUUACAACGUCUACAAGAUCUAACGUUACAAUCUACCGAGUUCUUCAACAAGUUCACGAGUUCGAGCCGUGAAAAUUUAAAAUCUCUGCGUUAAGAUCGUUGAGAUGUUUUCUUUUUGCCUGAUUUUUGUUUUGUUAAAGCGGAGUGUAUCUCGCUAUGUAGUACCAAAGUUUCGGUAUACUUGUUAUAUUAUUUAUUUGGUGAUAACCGGUCCGGUCAUAUUCGUUUAGCUGCUAAAAAUACACAAAGAACACAGCUUUCUUCACAGCCCAAAACAAACACGUAUGUAUGUUAUAUAGAAACUUGUGACCAUACUUAACUUUCAGACAACCAGUACACAAUGAAAGAUAGAAACUUGUGACCUUGUAAAGAAUAACAGAUUAAGUUUUAUUUUGUACUCUUCACUCUCCAUAUAUCUCCUAUAAGUCAAGCCACCUUCUCUAUUCACAAGUCUGCAUCUUCUUCAUUAUCAUAUACAUCAUUAUUAAGAUUUAACUUCACAAAAUAGAGUCAAAGUCAGCCUUGGAGAAGUGAGUCUGGCUCAGAGCUAUAUAUCCAUGUUUAGGUAGUGGAAGCAGUAUCAUCUACCAUACACGUCUUCCCUUUGGGUUAGUAAGAGAUCUUGCCUCUUCCCGUCCCGUGGACCACAGUCCCAUAGACUCCAGGCUCACAACACUGCAGCACAUGGACCUCAACCUCUCCCUUAUGAGUUCUCACUAAUUCUAUAAUUAGGUUGUUAGUGCAUCUCGAACUCAUGACCUCACCAUUUAACAACUUUUCCACAGGAAAAACUGUCAAUUGUCAAUUGUUGGUGACAGCUUGUCAUGUGGGAAAGUUGUUAAAGGAUGAGGUCCUGGGUUCGAGGCACAUCAACAACAUAAUUAUGGAAUUAGUGAGAACUCAUAAGGAAGGGGUUGGGAUCGAUGCGCUAUAGCGCUGUGAACCUGGGGUCUACGGGACGGGUGGUCCACCUAGAAACGAAAAGAUUAAUGAAAAAUAAAUAAAAGACUAUCAAUUAAAAUUGUCUCUAAUAAAAUCUCGUUAUGACCCAAACAAUCAUCCUUUUAGGAAUAGUUUAUAAUUAGGAUAAAAUUGAACUAACUGUUUUUUCUUGGUUAUAAUUAGCAUAAAAUGUGAAUAGUUUUGUUCUUUUAUUUAGUAUGGUUGGUUACUCAUCUUACAUUUGUAAGUAUAUUUGUAAUAUUAUAUAGAACAUAAUAUGUGUUGUCUAAAAUUAACAUUAGAAGAAGAAAAAUGAAGAAAUUAAAAUAUUGAUUCUCCAAGUAAAAAAUUAAAAGAUUUAUUUUGAAAAGAAAAUUGCACAUCUCUUUAAUCCGUAAAUACUUUAUAAAUAUAAAUAUCCUAAUUAUUAAAGAGAAAUACCCAAGGAUAGCACUAAAAAAGUUUUGGUCACAAAUAUAGACUCUAAGAAUAAAAAUGACUAAAAUAUUUCAUUAAAUAGGUAAAUAUACAUUUAUACCCCUAAGAUUAACUAAUCCAAACCUUAAAGUUUAGAUUUAAAGGGUGGAGAUUUGGGAUUGAAGCUUAAAAUUUUAUAAAAUAAAAAAUUAAAAUUAAAAUUUUGAAAAUAAAAAUUUUAAAAAUAGUUUCAAAAACUAUUUUCGAAUUACAAAAGGAAAAUUUGAAAAAAAA
This is a messenger RNA of Brassica rapa (field mustard), 3217 nucleotides long. RefSeq lists its product as uncharacterized. The record is from RefSeq and is a predicted model, not a curated record. Lineage: Eukaryota; Viridiplantae; Streptophyta; Magnoliopsida; Brassicales; Brassicaceae.